Messenger RNA from Effrenium voratum, 618 nucleotides. The record is from the annotation of a GenBank genome assembly. NCBI's taxonomy places the organism in Eukaryota, Dinophyceae, Suessiales, Symbiodiniaceae.
AUGCCCUUACUAUGUCGACCAUGGGCGUGCAUCUUUCUGUGUCUUGGGAUUCGGGGCGAACGAGUUCGGGAGAUGUGGCAGAAAUUGCCACAUUGCGAGAGUGGAGUCGUACACCUUGACGGCAACUACAGGACCGGCGCCAUCGAGUUCCCGGAGAACUGCACAUUCAGCGGCAAGCCGGGGACGCAGGUGGCGAUGUUGGGCAAGCUUCACUUCCUGCAAAGCCUGCGCCUGCAGGGCUCCAUCAUCUUCCGCAAGCUGCCAGGCGCUGACCACCGGUGUUUGGACGUGGAGGGCUCUGUGGACUUUGUUGACCCGGAGAUUGAAUUCGUGGAUUGCGGAGGCCACCAGGUAGAUGAUGGAGGUGCCUUGUAUGUGGAGAAGUUGCUGACCAUCAACGGUGGAAACGUCACCUUUCGGAAUGGAACCGCGACCUACGGGGGCUGCCUGUUUGUGGGCGACAACUUUUCCAUGCGCGGCGGCUGGAUGUCCUUUCAGGGCUGCAGCGCGGACUAUGGAGGUUCGCUCUACGUGCUGAGAGGUCACAUCUAUCAGUCUGGCGGGCGCCUUCAAGUGAAGAACUCACGUGCAAGUUUCGAGGGGGGCGCCUUGGCAUGA